Cyprinodon variegatus (sheepshead minnow) is the source of this 2258-nucleotide messenger RNA. It is a transcript of the gene thop1, whose product is annotated as thimet oligopeptidase 1. Gene Ontology annotation, molecular function: metalloendopeptidase activity. Gene Ontology annotation, biological process: proteolysis; peptide metabolic process. The transcript has 14 exons. The record is from RefSeq and is a predicted model, not a curated record. Gene Ontology annotation, cellular component: mitochondrial intermembrane space. Lineage: Eukaryota; Metazoa; Chordata; Actinopteri; Cyprinodontiformes; Cyprinodontidae. Bases 101 to 2158 code for a protein of 685 amino acids.
GUCUCCGCGGAAGUGACGCCUCCUUCUUUAAUCCUUGUCCACCAAGCCUACCUCCAGUGAGCCGCACGAACCGAACCCAAGUCUGUCGUUUCUGUGAAGCAUGGGGCCGACAGGUGAAGUGGUGCUUGGCAGCCCAAUGUCGGUCCGCCCAGAGAACCAGCUCCGCUGGGACCUGGGCCCCGAGCAGAUCCAGCAGCUGGCCGACGAGCUCAUGGGAAACACGAAGAAGGUUUAUGACCGCGUGGGAGAGCUGGACCUGGAUGCCGUCACCAUGGAGAACACCCUAAAGGCGCUGGCGGACGUAGAGGUGGAGUACACAGUCAAGCGGAACAUGUUGGACUUCCCUCAACACGUGUCUCCCUCUAAGGAGGUCCGGGCGGCCAGCACCGAGGCCGAUAAGCGGCUCUCUGAGUUCGAUGUGGAGAUGAGCAUGAGGGAGGACGUCUAUCAGAGGAUCGUCGCCCUGGAGAAGAAGAUCGACACUGAAAGUAUCCCUCCGGAGGCCAAACGCUACAUGGAGCGGGUGAUCAAGCUGGGGAGGAGGAACGGCCUGCACCUGCCCAAGGAGACCCAACAGGAGAUUAAAAGCAUCAAGAAGAAGCUGAGCAACCUCUGUAUCGACUUCAACAAGAACCUGAACGAGGAUACUACCAGCCUGUCCUUCACCAGGGAGCAGCUGGGUGGGCUCCCAGAGGACUUCCUGAACUCUCUGGAGAAGGAUGGAGACAAUCUAAAGAUCACUCUGAAGUAUCCUCAUUACUUCCCAACCAUGAAGAAAUGCUUCAUUCCAGAAACCCGUAAGAAGCUGGAGGAGGCCUUCAACUCCCGCUGCAAAGAGGAGAAUUCUGUGAUCCUAAAGGAGCUGGUGAAGCUCCGCGCUCAGAAGAGCUCUUUGCUGGGCUUCAGCACCCACGCAGACUUUGUUCUGGAGAUGAACAUGGCCAAAUCUGGCAAGAAGGUGGCCAGCUUCCUGGAGGAGUUGGCCCGGAAGCUGAAGCCUCUGGGUGAGGAAGAGCGAGCAGUCAUCCUCAAACUGAAGGAGAAGGAGUGUGAGAAGAGAGGCCUUCCAUUUGACGGACAGCUGCAUGCCUGGGACACGCGCUACUUCAUGACUCAGGUGGAGGAGACCCAGUAUGCUGUGGACCAGAACCUGCUGAAGGAGUACUUCCCCAUGGAGGUGGUGACUCAGGGUCUGCUGGACAUCUACCAGGAGCUGCUGGGGCUGAGCUUCCAGCUGGUGGAUAAAGCGCCCGUCUGGCAUCCUGACGUCACUCUGUACUCUGUGAAGGACCGUAAGAGUGGUCAUGUGGUGGGACAGUUCUACCUGGACCUUUACCCCAGGGAGGGGAAAUACGGUCACGCCGCCUGCUUCGGCCUGCAGCCCGGCUGCCUGCUGCCUGACGGAACGCGCCAGAUGUCGGUGGCAGCCAUGGUGGCCAACUUCAGCAAGCCGACGGCCGACGCCCCGUCCCUCCUUCAGCACGAUGAGGUUGAGACCUACUUCCACGAGUUCGGCCACGUUAUGCAUCAGCUCUGUGCUCAGGCCGACUACGCCAUGUUCAGUGGGACCCACGUGGAGCGAGACUUCGUGGAGGCGCCAUCUCAGAUGCUGGAGAACUGGGUCUGGGAGAAGGAGCCGCUGCAGAGGAUGUCCAAACAUUACAAGACGGGAAAACCCAUCCCAGAGGAACUGCUGGACAAACUCAUCAAGUCCCGGCUCGCCAAUACUGGUCUCUUCAACCUGCGGCAGAUCGUUCUGGCCAAAGUGGAUCAGGCGCUGCACACCAGAACCGGGCUGGAUCCUGCUGAGGAGUACGGGCGCCUUUGCCAGGAGGUCUUGGGGAUCCCAGCUUCACAGGGAACCAACAUGCCAGCCACCUUCGGACACCUGGCAGGCGGGUACGAUGCUCAGUACUACGGUUAUCUGUGGAGCGAGGUGUUCUCCAUGGACAUGUUCUACGCUCGCUUCAAAAAGGAGGGCAUCAUGAACCCAGAGGUGGGUCUGGACUACAGAAAGUUCAUCCUGCAGCCUGGCGGCUCCGAGGACGCCUCCGAGAUGCUGAGGAAGUUCCUCGGGCGGGAGCCCAAACAAGAAGCGUUCCUCCUGAGCAAAGGCCUGACGGUGGAGCUGGAUGCCAGCACGCCCUGUCCCUGCUGACCAAUCAGAGCAGCCCUGCCCCCAGUCUGAACUUUGGACUGACGUUUUCUAGAAAAACUGUAAAAUGUUAAACAGAUGGACCCAAUGAAUAAAAAGAAUU